CCAUAAAACAAGUUGCUUUGAAAGCGUUUGCGGGCUCUAAUAACUCGGAAGGAGGCACGUAUGGUGGGAGAGCUUCUGCAGCCCUACUGGGUGAAGCAGGCAGUUCGGUGGGACUCAGUUCAGACGAUCUCGAGGAAUCGACUGGGGUACAGCAACUGGUUGAAUCGGCCGGCUUUCAGGGAGCACUUGCAGAGGAUUCCGGAUUUUCGCUCUUGCAUUAUGUCGCGCUUCUGGGGCAGACGACGCUCGCGGAAGCCACCAAGGUGGACACGCCGGCCGCUAGGCGUCGGUUCGCGCGGAUAGCACG
Astrephomene gubernaculifera is the source of this 307-nucleotide messenger RNA. The record is from the annotation of a GenBank genome assembly. Lineage: Eukaryota; Viridiplantae; Chlorophyta; Chlorophyceae; Chlamydomonadales; Astrephomenaceae.